Molecule: messenger RNA, 7512 nt
Organism: Larimichthys crocea (large yellow croaker)
Lineage: Eukaryota; Metazoa; Chordata; Actinopteri; Sciaenidae
Gene: wdr7
Product: WD repeat domain 7
Exons: 30
Coding region: 204-4553 (1449 amino acids)
Cellular component (GO): cytoplasm
Molecular function (GO): protein binding
Source: RefSeq, a predicted model, not a curated record
ACGUGCCUCAGUUGUCGCGUGAUCAGCUGACUGAGCUGCUCCGUGUGUCAGCGGGGACGAGCUGCUGCCAGCUAGCAUUAAAAACAAGCCGAAAAAGGAGGCUACUGUCCGUGUUUGUCUGCCCCGGAGGGAAACGUUCGUCGACAAUCUUUCCACUGAAGGAAAUGUUCCAGUAGGACUCCUUCCUGUGACACGCCAUCAUAAUGUCGGGGAACAGCUUGGUUCUACCCAUAGUGCUAUGGGGCCGCACGGCACCCACCCACUGUAUCAGCAGUCUGCUGGUGAUGGACGACUUCAGCACCAUCAUCACCGGCUGCCAUGACGGACAGAUCUGCCUCUGGGACAUGACCCCUGAGCUGGAGAUUUGUCCCAGAGCCAUGUUGUUUGGUCACACGGCCUCCAUCACCUGUCUGUCUAAAGCCAGCGCGUGCAGUGACAAACAGUACAUCGUCAGUGCAUCAGAGAGCGGAGAGAUGUGUUUAUGGGAUGUGAACGAUGGACGCUGCAUUGAGUUCACCAAGCUGGCCUGUGCUCACACUGGCAUACAGUUCUACCAGUUUACCAUUGGCACUCAGAGGGAGGGACGUCUGCUUUGUAACGGCCAUUACCCAGAAAUCCUUGUGGUGGACGCCACCAGCCUGGAGGUCCUGUACUCGCUGGUGUCAAAGAUCUCUCCCGACUGGAUCAGCUCCAUGAGCAUCAUCCGAUCCCACCGGACACAAGAGGACACAGUGGUGGCGGUGUCAGUGACGGGGAUUUUGAAGGUCUGGAUCAUCACAGCUGAGGUCAGCAGGAUGCAGGACCUGGACCCUGUGUUUGAAGAAGAGUCCAAACCCAUCUACUGUCAGGGCUGUCAGAGUAUUUCCUUCUGUACUUUCACUCAGAGCAGCCUGCUGGUCGUUUGCUCCAAGUACUGGAGGGUGUUUGAUGCAGGCGACUACUCGCUGCUCUGCUCAGUGCCCAGUGACAACGACCAGGCCUGGACUGGAGGAGAGUUCAUCGCCGCCGACAAAGUCAUCAUCUGGACUGAAGACGGCUGCAGUUACAUCUACAAGCUGCCUGCCAGCUGUCUGCCUGCUAGUGAACAUUUCCGCAGUGAUGUUGGGAAAACCAAAGAAGGCUCGAUCCCUCCACUCAUCUACAGCAUCGUGGGCCACUCAGACAAACAGCUCCUGAUCUGUCCUCCUGUGACUCGGUUCUUCUUCGGCCGACGGGAGCCUUUCCAUAAGCUGCUGAUCCAGGGAGACUCAGCAGGCAGACUGUCCCUGUGGAGCAUCCCAGACGCCUCGCCUCCACAUCCGCUGUUGACCGCCUCAGAGCUGCAGGUGUCGUCCACCAUCAGUCUCCAGGAGGCGUUUGAUAAGUUGACCCCCGUGUCUGCGGGGAUCAUCGACCAGCUCAGUGUCCUGCCUGGAAAAGAAGAACCCAUCAAGGUGACAGCCAGCGUGUACAUCCCCUCUCAGGGUCGCUUGGUGUGCGGAAGAGAAGAUGGCAGCAUCAUCCUGGUACCUGCCACUCAGACCGCCAUCGUCCAGCUGCUGCAGGGGGAGCACAUGCUCAGGAGAGGCUGGCCGCCUCAUCGUACCCUACGAGGUCACCGGAACAAGGUGACGUGCGUCCUGUAUCCAUACCAGAUCUCCCCCCGCUACGACCAGCGCUCGUUGGUGUCCGGAGGAGUGGACUUCUCCGUCAUCGUCUGGGACAUUUUUACCGGAGAGAUGAAACACAUUUUCUGCGUCCACGGAGGAGAGAUCACCCAGCUCAUCGUCCCGCCUGAAAACUGCAGCACCCGGGUGCAGCACUGUGUCUGCUCGGUGGCCAGCGACCACUCUGUCGGCCUGCUCAGUCUCAGGGAGAGGAAGUGCAUCAUGCUGGCGUCGCGACACCUCUUCCCCAUCCAGGUCAUCAAGUGGCGUCCGGCGGACGACUACCUGGUGGUGGGAUGCUCCGACGGCUCCGUCUAUGUGUGGCAGAUGGACACAGGUGCUCUGGACCGCUGUGUGAUGGGUAUAACGGCAGUGGAGAUCCUGAACGCCUGUGAUGAACUGGCUCCAGCCACUGUGGAUGCUCUGAGCCACUCGGCCGUGAACCUGAAGCAGGCAAUGACUCGCCGCAGCCUGGCAGCACUGAAGAACAUGGCCCAGCACAAACUGCAGACGCUCGCCACCAACCUGCUGGCUGCAGACAACGCUGACAAGGGCAACCUGCCGAAAUACUCCCACAAUGCCCUGGUGGUCCAGGCUAUGAAGACCAACCUGACGGACCCUGACAUGCACGUGCUGUUCUUCGACGUGGAGGCGGUGAUCAUCCAGCUGCUGACGGAGGAAGCCCAGAGACCGAACCCCACACUGGUGUCUCCAGAGACGCUGCAGAAGAGCCAGGCCGGAGCCGACAAGGGGGGGUCAUUCCUGGCCAACAAGAUCUUCAAACAGGUGAAGGAGACAAUGAAGGAGACCAUCAAGGAGCAUCUGUUGGAUGAAGACGAGGAGGAAGAGGAGGAGAUGAGGAGGCGAGAGGAGAAGUCCAAGUCUCUGAGUCUGCUGGAGUACAACCUGACGAUGGACACGGCCAAGCUCUUCAUGUCCUGCCUGCACGCCUGGGGUCUCAACGAACAGCUGGACGGCAUCUGUCUGGAGCGACUGGGCAUGCUCAGACCGCACUGUCCCAUCUCCUUCGGCCUGAUCUCCAGAGGAGGUCACAUGUCGCUGAUGCUGCCCACCUUCAAGGAGUCCCUGCUGCGGCAGCUGUCCCUGGCGACGGGUCUGAAGCUGACUCUGACGGACAUCGUGGGGAAGGGGACAUACGGCGUGUCGAGGGCCGUCACCACGCAGCACCUCUUGUCUGUGAUCUCACUGGCUAACACUCUGAUGGGCAUGACCAACGCGACCUUCGUCGGAGAGCACAUGAAGAAAGCACCGGCCAGGCCUCCCAGACCAGGAGGAACCCCGGAGACUCCUCGCAGGAUGCUGGCUGCCCCCCCUCAGCCUUCCAACCCAGCGCUACAGGCCCAGAUCAAACAAGGUUGGAGCCAGCUGGCAGCCAUGCACUGUGUGAUGCUCCCUGACCUCCUCGGCCUGGACAAGUUCAGACCACCUCUGCUGGAGAUGUUGGCGAGGAGGUGGCAGGACCGCUGUCUGGAGGUGCGCGAAGCAGCACAAGCUCUCCUAUUGGCUGAAUUAAGACGGAUUGGCCAAUCAGGACGGAAAGACACCAUCGACAUGUGGGCUCCAUACCUGCCUCAGUAUGUGGACACUGUCAGCUCCCCUGGGACGACCACUGAGCCCUCCCCUCCGGCCCCGCCUCCUCCUGAGGCUGCACCAAUAGAAACAAAGGCUCCUGAAGAGGAACUGGACGUUACGGACGAUGACAUCACAGCAGGCUGUCUGUCCAACCUUCCACCAAACGCUAAGAAGAUCUCCAACUCAUACGAAGAGCGCCGCAAACAGGCCACCGCCAUCGUGCUGCUGGGAGUCAUUGGGGCCGAGUUUGGCGCUGAGAUCGAACCUCCGAAGGGUUUAGCACGGGCUCGACCCGGCGGACAAGCACCUGAAGGCUUCGGACUGACGAGCGGAGGUUCAUCCAACUAUUCACUGGCCAGACACACAUGUAAGGCACUGACCUUCCUACUGCUGCAGCCCCCGAGUCCCAAGCUGCCUCCGCACAGCACCAUCCGCCGCACCGCCAUCGAUCUGAUUGGCCGAGGCUUCACCGUGUGGGAGCCGUACAUGGACGUGUCGGCGGUGCUCAUGGGACUGCUGGAGCUCUGCGCCGACGCCGAGAAGCAGCUGGCCAAUAUUACGAUGGGUUUGCCCCUCAAUCCGCCAGCAGAUUCCGCCCGCUCAGCCCGCCACGCCCUUUCUCUCAUUGCUACUGCCCGCCCACCGGCCUUCAUCACCACCAUUGCGAGAGAGGUCCAUCGGUACAACGCAGCUCAGGCAAACUCUCAGUCGCAGCAGAACGUUCACACCACCACUUUGGCCAGAGCCAAGACCGAGAUCCUGCGAGUGAUCGACAUCCUGAUAGAGAAGAUGCCUGGAGAUGUCGUGGAUCUGCUGGUCGAGGUGAUGGACAUCAUCAUGUACUGUAUUGAAGGUUCUCUGGUGAAGAAGAAAGGACUGCAGGAGUGCUUCCCUGCUAUUUGCAAGUUCUACAUGGUUGGUUACUGUGACCGUAGUCACCGCAUCGCCGUCGGAGCUCGCCAGGGUUCAGUGGCCCUCUACGAUGUUCGUACUGGAAAGUGCCAGAACAUCCAUGGUCAUAAGGGUCCAAUCACAGCGGUGUCGUUCGCCCCUGAUGGCCGUUACCUGGCAACAUACUCCAACGCAGACAGCCACAUCUCCUUCUGGCAGAUGAACACCAGUCUGCUGGGCAGCAUUGGCAUGUUGAACUCGGCCCCUCAGCUCCGUUGCAUUAAGACCUAUCAGGUUCCUCCUGUGCAGCCGGCAUCCCCGGGCUCACAGAACCACCUCAAGCUUGCCCGCCUCAUCUGGACCUCCAACCGCAACGUCAUCCUUAUGGCCCAUGACGGCAAGGAGCACCGCUUCAUGGUCUAAACCAGACCUGUAUCUCCUGCUGAGUCCCGUUGUAACAGACAGACCUGGACCUGUUUAUAGGGUUUUUGCUCUAAGGCAGAGUCAGAGUGGAUUCACUCGGUAGUUUUAGCUUCAAAUCUGUAUCCUGAGCUGCUGGAACAGUUGUUAGAGCCUCAAAAUUCAUUCAAAGAUUUCAAAGAUAUUUUGCGUGAAAGGGUAUUGAAGGUUUUGAAGGUUUUGAAGGUUUUGAAGGUAUUGAAGGUUUUGGACUUCAGCUUGGCCAUCAAAGUGAAAAACCCAGCUCAGGUCCAGGUUUGAACUGGAUUCUUUUUUAUGUUUCCUCUCUCAUCAUGAUCAUUGUGAGGAAGCUCACUCUGAUGUAUUUAAAAGCCGCGAUAGAAGGCUUGUUUACAUUCUGAUUUGCAUUGAGGUGUAUUUAUUUUUGCUGUUUUUGCUGGAUGCCAUCUUGCUGCAGCCAUUUUGGGUCCCAAAUGUUGCUGUUUAUUUAAAUGCAGCCUUUGACCCACCAAGGUUUUAGUUUAUUGUAGUGCUUAAUAAGAGCAUCUUGUUGUUAUUAAAUGUUUGAAACCUAAUGCAGGUACUUGUGGAUUCACUGAUUGAAACAUAGAUUUAACACUGAAGGCACUGAAAAUAAACCUUUUUUUUUUUUUCAAAUUUCUGCUUUAAAGUUUGUUAGUCAAAAAGUGCAAAAUUCUAAUUAAUGUCUUUAAAUUCUGUUGCUAAAAUUAAUUAUUUCUAGUCAAAAGAAAUUCUCCCCUACCCUCCUGAAGACUUAGGCUCUGUGAGACAAGUGCACACUUUACACAUUGCAAACUACACGUGUGUUUAUGUGUGUGUGUUUGCUUUUAUUUUUGUGACACAUUGGAAGCUUUUCCAUCCUCUGAGCACCUCACAGAAAUGUGUGUGUGUGUACGUGUUAGAGUCAGUGUUUUCUGUGUCUUCAGUCUGUUUUAUUCAAGAACAGCCAGUUUCCAUGGUGUCCACUUUUUGGUCCAAGUUCCCAGGUGAACCUUUUUUUUUUUUUUUUUUUUGGGUCACUUCACUUUCUUCUGGCUUCUCUGGAGUUUCUGUCCCACUCCGUAUGUAAAAACUAAGUCUGAAAAGAAAAAGCUCCUUUCUUGCCUCAUUUUAGGCCCCACUUGUAAGUUUUUUGGGGUAAUUGUGUGUUUCUUUGCAAACGAUUGCUCUAUACUUCACUGAUAGACGUGAAGACUUCUCUCAUCUCUAGAUAUAAAUGUGUACAUAUACAGAAUAUAUAUAUAUAUAUAUAUAUAUAUAUCAUCACAUUACAAAUGCUGCGUAAUGUAGUCUGUUAAUCUUGUACAGUGAACCUGGAUCCUGUUUGGUGUAUUUGUUGUGGCUAAUGUGACUGUCUGCACUGACUUGUUCUUUAAAUUAGUGAAUUUCCUCUUUAUGUUAAUUGAAAAAAAAAAAACAUGAGUCAUUUGGAAAAUGAGAUAUCAAGGAAUAUCAGCCGUCUUAUUUUGGAUGAGAUAAAAGGAUGAAGACACAGAAAAGCAGAGGAAAAUCUGAAGCGUCCCAGUAUUCCAUUAACUGCACAUGUUUGGUUGCUUGAUAGAGAUCCCGACAGUCCUUUUCAUUGAGGGAAGCCAUAGGUUAUUAAGUUUACAGGUGAAUAUUUGUUGCAGUAGGAAAGAAAAAACUGCAUCUGUUCUCUUAAAUGUUGUUCACAUUCCUUUUUAAUAACAGCGCGCAUGAAGUUGCUUGUUAGCCUUGAACUAAUUACAUUGCAUUUUAUAGAGCAGCAGCAGCUGAAAAUCUUCUCACCUUCUCUCAGUCAGUGAUGUGAAGUGUUCACCUCUCCUUGUUUUCAAAUGUUGUCACUGUUUUAGUGCUCAGAGUUUUAUGCAGAGAGAGAAAUCUAUACAGAUAUGAUAUUUAUAGAUAAAAUCAGAGUUUAGAUGAUUUUAUUUUAGUUUACUUGUUUUUUUUGCGACUCGGCUGACACACACUAAAUUUUUACAUGACACUUCUUGAAUUCUAUAUUUUCCACUCUGCCUUCUUGCCUCCUCCUCUCUGCCUUCCCUCCAUCUCCUGUCAGUUUCAUCCAUGCUGUCAGAAAGCUUCUAACACCGUUACACACCUGUAAACUCAAGCGUGUCAAAGCUUUUCACAAGUUCUUCCUCUCUUCAAAAAAAAAAAAACCCAGCAGCUCGUCGGAUGGGUUUCAACAAACACACACAUGCACACAAACACACACAUGCACACACGUCAAGUCCAGUCAAGUCCAGACAGCUUUGAGAUCUUAAUCUUUGGUUUUCUUCACCACUCUUUACAGUUUGAGAAAAUCUGUUUUUGGCAGCCUCACGGGAGGGAAGGUGAGAAAAAUAAAGAAGGCAGAGAGCUGAAGAGUAAGUAACAAGUGAGGAAGAAAAAGGAGGUUCUUUAGUGAAGGUAGUAAACUGAAAAGUCUAAAAGAAGCUUUUGGUUUUCUUCAGCACGUGAUGUGAUCACAUAAAACGACAAAGUGUUCUGUGACUUGAAUAUAAAAAUGACAAAUACAGACGGAACAUUUUUACAUUUUCUUUUUCUUCCUCCUGCUUCCUGUAAUAAACAGAUCAGCUUCUUCAGUCUGUCUCUGUAAAAAGGCUUUACCUCAGUUUUCAACAUGUCUGAUGUGCGAUGACCAGAUUGAUUGUGUUUUAAACAGAAAUGUGUUUGCGUACCUUCAACAGCAAAUAUCCAUUUCUGAAUUUCCCAUUAAUGUAAUCAGCGUUUUUUCUUUAUGUAUUUAGUGUUUAUACAGUGAACUCAGCUUAGAUAUUUCAGAGUGUGUGUGUGUGUGUGUGUGUGUGUGAUGUACUGUAGUGCAUGUAUAUAUGCUUCCCUUGAUAUAACACAGAGCAGGUUGAAUCUACUGUGCAUCAUAUAAACAUGUGUUGUGUUCAAAUGUGUUGAUGUUGACUUUGUGUCCAAUAAAGAUGAAAAUAAGACAGUG